This is a messenger RNA of Drosophila mauritiana, 1956 nucleotides long. Its product is annotated as xenotropic and polytropic retrovirus receptor 1. The coding region runs from base 16 to 1956 and encodes 646 amino acids. NCBI's taxonomy places the organism in Eukaryota, Metazoa, Arthropoda, Insecta, Diptera, Drosophilidae. Gene Ontology annotation, cellular component: plasma membrane; cytoplasm; Golgi apparatus. The transcript has 6 exons. The record is from RefSeq and is a predicted model, not a curated record. Gene Ontology annotation, biological process: phosphate ion transport; cellular response to phosphate starvation. Gene Ontology annotation, molecular function: inositol hexakisphosphate binding.
ACAAGUCCUGUAAAAAUGAAGUUUGGCAAGACUCUUGAUAAUCUUAUGGUGCCCGAAUGGCGGCACCAGUACAUGAACUACAAUGAACUUAAGCAAAUGAUUCGAAAUGCCGUGGAAAAAGCGCCCAGUGGAAGUCGGCCAAGUAAUGAUGUAGCCAUCGGUUACUACAGGGACUUCGAGGAACUCUUCUUCAACUCCUGCGGAGUAGAAUUGACCAAAGUGAAUUACUUCUUUGCCCACAAGCAGGCGGAGGCGCAUCGCAAGCUGGCCACCCUCAAUUACCAACUAGACCGUCGUCGUGCACAGCAGGAUCCUCGGGGAUCGACAGCUUCCAGGGGCUCGGCUUCGUCCUGGAGUCGCCAGACGGAGAACAAGCGCAAGCUGCCGCCCAUCAAGAAACUUCGACUGGCCAUGAGCGAGUUCUACCUUAGUCUGAUAAUGUUGCAGAACUAUCAGACAUUGAACAUGACUGCGUUUCGCAAGAUCUGCAAGAAGUACGACAAGAAUCUAAAAUCAGAGGCUGGAUUUGCCUGGUACGAUAAAUACGUUCUAAGGUCCACUUUGGCCAUAACCCUGCAAUUGGACCGGAUGAUAUCCACCACGGAGAACAUGUACACGGAUUACUUGGCCAACGGGGACAGAUCUGAGGCGAUGGCCAAGCUUCGAGUGCCGCCAUUGGGCCACCCAACUCCACCGGUUCAUGUUUUCAGCGCCGGGCUCUUUCUAGGUCUCUUUUUGGUGGGCGCUAUUAUAUGUUUUAUAUCUUAUUUUUCGGUAGAUACGAGUCCAGAGUUUCGCUACACCUUUGUCAGUUUGUUUAGAGGGCCCAUUUCAGGUGUGACUUUCGGCUUCUGCUUGGCUAUAAAUAUUAAAGUGUACGAGAAGGUGGGCGUGAACCACGUUUUGAUCUUCGAAGUGGAGCGGAGGAAUGCCAUAGGAGCCAUGAGAGCCUUGGAAAUAUCCAGUUUCUUUGGAUACAUGUGCACUCUGAGCAUUCUACUGUACUUGCUCCACAAGGAGUUCUUCAUCGAGGAUCCGAUCUACAUACCCCUGGUCCAGGUGGCCUUUGUAGUAGUGCUGUUCCUGAACCCCUUGCGCAUUCUUUUCUACUCCGGCAGGAUCUGGCUAUUGACCGUCAUGGGUCGCAUCCUUCUGUCCCCCUUCUUCUUUGUGAACUUCGCGGACUUUUGGGUGGCGGAUCAGUGGACCUCUCUGGUGGUCACCAUCGUGGAUCACUAUUACCUAGUCCGCUUCUAUGUGCGAUAUUUCCUGGAUCGGAGCGAUGCCUUCGAGUUUGAGCCCGAUUACGCGGUGGCUGUCAUUCGAUGUUUGCCUGCGUGGUUUAGAUUCGCUCAGAGCCUGCGAAGAUUUAGGGACAGUGGGUCCAAGUCCACGGAUUAUUUGAUCAACGCCUUGAAGUACUUUUUAUUCAUUGCGGAAGUCGUCUUUUCAACAAUACAAAUGGAAACAAUUGCUCAUUAUACUGAUCUCUUUGAGAGCCCCUGGACUUGGGCCUAUAUAACAAUUUGCAUUGUUUCGUCAAUUUAUACUGUAUUCUGGGACUUGCUGAUGGACUUUGGUUUAUUCCGAGUGUGGAAUGGCGAGAACAAAUUUCUACGCGACAACUUGGUCUAUCCCAGGUGGUUUUACUACUUUGUGAUCGUGGAGAACACCCUGCUCCGGUGCGUUUGGAUAUUGGAGUUUGCCCUGGUCCAUCAGGAAUUGAUAGCACCCUACAAUGGCAAAUCGUUGAUUUGUUUCAGUGAGAUAGUGAGAAGAUUUUUCUGGAACUUUCUGCGCCUGGAGAACGAGCAUUUGUAUAAUUGUGGCCAAUUCAGAGCCACGCGGGACAUCUUCAUAACGAGGCUGGAUCCACAAGAGGAACGAUUCCUUGAGAGUGUAAUGGAUAAUACGGAAGACUUGGGAAGGGAAAAACGAAAUAAAAAGUACUUUUAA